Messenger RNA from Penicillium maclennaniae, 2037 nucleotides. Its product is annotated as glycoside hydrolase family 15 protein. NCBI's taxonomy places the organism in Eukaryota, Fungi, Ascomycota, Eurotiomycetes, Eurotiales, Aspergillaceae. The record is from RefSeq and is a predicted model, not a curated record. The transcript has 3 exons. Gene Ontology annotation, molecular function: hydrolase activity, hydrolyzing O-glycosyl compounds. Bases 1 to 2037 code for a protein of 678 amino acids. Gene Ontology annotation, biological process: carbohydrate metabolic process.
AUGGGGGACCCAGGAUAUAUUGCCAUUGAAGACUAUGGACUGAUCGGAGACAUGCAUACCUGUGCUUUGGUGAGCAAGGCUGGUAGCUUGGACUAUAUGUGCUGGCCAGUCUUCGACUCGCCUUCGGUCUUUUGUCGUCUACUGGACUCCAAGAAAGGCGGUUUCUUCGCCGUUGGGCCCCAAGACUGUGUGUACGAUCCUCACAGCAAGCAACGAUACUUGCCAUAUUCGAACCUCCUGGAAACCCGAUGGACCAACCAAGAUGGUGUCGUGACGAUGCUGGACUACUUCCCAGUGAGCCCCAAGAAGGGUGGUCAUCCGAGUCGCGUGCUAUCGGGCUAUUGUCCAUGCACCGAGCCCGAAGCAAACCGCUUCAAGUCAGGCCUGCAGCACUCGGGCUUGAUCAGAAAGCUGGAGUGUGGCCGUGGCAAAAUGGAGCUCAAGGUGGAGAUGUUUCCGGCAUUCAAUUACGCCCGAGACUCGCACAUAGCUCGCGCGAAACUAGAGGACGACAUGGGUAAAAACCAGCUUCAGACGGCUCAUUUUGAGAGCGAUUCAGAGCGUCUACAACUUGAAAUCUUCGCUGAUUCGAAAGAGCCCGAUAAGCUUGGAUACCCCAAGGCGAAGUUCAGCAUGGAGGACCGGCCAAAUUUGAAGGGUCGCGGACUAGUGGCUUUGAUCACCUUGUCGGAGGGACAGACGGUACACUUGGUACUGCACAGUCCCGAAAAAGCGGUUCCCAGCUCGGCAAUGAUGAACGCGUACCUAGCAAAAAUGGAGGAAGAAACCUUUGACUAUUGGACGGACUGGACUCGCAAAUGCGUCUUCCGUGGUCACUACCGAGAGACAGUCGAGCGUAGUCUUCUGAUUUUGAAGCUACUCACCUACAAGCCCACAGGUGCCAUCGUUGCAGCACCUACGUUUGCCCUCCCCGAGGAAGUGGGCGGUUCCCGUAACUGGGACUACCGAUUUUCCUGGGUGCGCGACACGGCUUUCACCCUGUACGUCUUCCUGAAAAUGGGCUACAGCUGCGAGGCGGAGGCUUACGUCAAUUUUAUCUUCGAACGGAUCCUCCCGCACGCUCUCCAGGAAGCCGACGCAGGAAGUACGCGACCUUUCCUGCCGCUCAUGUUCACCAUCCGCGGCGGUUGUGACAUCCCCGAAGUGGAAUUGGAGCAUCUUGAUGGAUACAGAGGAAGCAAGCCCGUGCGCAUUGGGAACGCAGCGGUCUUCCAUACCCAAUUGGAUAUCUAUGGCGAACUCCUGGACAGCAUCUACUUAUACAACAAGUAUGGCAAUCCUAUUACCUACGACCAGUGGUCUGCAAUUCGGCGCAUGGUGAACUACUGCGUAAGCGCGCGGCACCAGAAAGACAUGUCCAUUUGGGAGUCUCGUGGCCAGAUCCAGAACUUCAUUUACUCCAAGGUUAUGUUGUGGGUAGCUCUGGACCGUGGUGUCCGCCUAGCAGAGAAACGCUCCAGUCUCCCCUGCCCCGAUCGCUUCCAGUGGAUCAACAUCCGCGACGAACUAUACGACGAGAUCAUGGAGAAAGGAUAUAAUGCAGACCGGGGCCAUUUCUGCCAGAGCUAUGAAAGCCGAGAAGUGCUGGAUGCAUCCAUCUUGAUUGCGCCGCUGGUGUUCUUUGUUGCGCCGAACGACCCACGUUUCAUCAGCACUCUGAAGCAGAUUCUCAAAUCUCCAGAGAAGGAGGGUCUGUCCAGUGCCAAGAUGGUCUUCCGUUACGACCAUGUGAAAGCGAAUGAUGGAAUGACCGGAGGCGAGGGUGCCUUUAUCAUGGUAACCUUCUGGCUAGUUGAAGCCAUGGCUCGAGCUGCCAGGUACGACGUACCGAUUCCCCAGCUUUGGAAACUCGCCCUAUCUCACUUCGACAACAUCCUGUCCUAUUCCAACCACCUGGGCAUGUUCUCUGAAGAAGUGGCCAUUUCUGGUGAGCAAAUGGGCAAUACUCCCCAAGCGUUCAGUCAUCUGGCGUGUAUCAGUGCUGCUAUGAAUCUAGAUAAGUUUGGCACAGAGUGA